Messenger RNA from Panicum virgatum (switchgrass), 1490 nucleotides. RefSeq lists its product as uncharacterized. Lineage: Eukaryota; Viridiplantae; Streptophyta; Magnoliopsida; Poales; Poaceae. The coding region runs from base 62 to 1276 and encodes 404 amino acids. The transcript has a single exon. The record is from RefSeq and is a predicted model, not a curated record.
CCAAGCUAACACAUCAACUGGCCCGUCGUCUCCGCGCUGCAGCCUCGGCUGGCCAGUCGCCAUGGCCACCCGCUCGCAGCAACCGCCGCCGCCGCCGCCGGAAAAACCCCAAGCCCCGGCCUCCGGCACCACCAUACGCUCCCUCGGCGACGACCUCCUCCUUGAGAUCUUCCUCCGCCUGCCCUCCCUCCCGAGACUCGUCCGCGCCGCGCUCGCCGUCCGCUCCUCCCCCGCCUUCCGCCGCCGCUUCGCCGCGCUCCGCCCGCCCCCUCUCCUGGGCAUCUUCUUCGACUACGUUGGCGCCGAUAUGCCCUCGUUCAGGCCCGUUCGCCGCAGCUCGGACCCGGACCUCGCCGCCGCCGCCCGCGGCGCCGACGUCUUCCUCACCCGCGUCCCCGGCCACGACGACGCCUCCCCCGGGUGGCAGAUCGCGGAGUGCCGCAGCGGAUCCCUCCUUCUCCUCAACCAGAGUACCGAGCAGAUGGCUGUCUACAACCCCCUCUCCCGGGCCCUGGAUCUCUUCCCCACGCCGCCAGACGAGUUGUCCGACGGCUGCCGCGGCGAGUGCGUCUACGUGGAUCCCUUCUUGCUCUCCUCCGACGGGAUCCCCGGAUCAUUCCGCGUGGUCACCGUCUGCCACGACAAGCGGCGGUUGCGCGCCGCCGUCUUCUCGUCGGGCUCCAGGGCGUGGCAGAUUCUCCCCUGGUCCAAGCCCGCGCCGGCGCAGCCAUCAGGCAAGAAGUACUGGCUCCUCUGGGGCAGACAGGUGAAUGGGAAUCUGUACUGGUCACACGCGAAGCAGGCUUGCCAGGUGGUGCUGGACACGGCAACGCUGCAAUUCUCCUUCAUUGAUCUGCCGGAGCAAUUGAAGGGGAAGGGGCACCUCUACAUGACCGGGGAAGCCAAGGAUGGCAGGCCCUGUAUCGUCUCCGCAGCCGAUUUCACAUUGUCCAUUUGGUUCAGGAGAGCAGAUGCUGAUGGUGUUGAGAUGUGGAUGCUUGACAGUGUGAUCCCGUUGAAGGAAGAGGUUCUUCAGGCUACCAAUGGCUCACUGGAUUAUCAUGUUGGCCUUAAAGUAGUUUCAAUUCUGGACGGCGUUGUCUACCUGUCAACCUUUGAGACAUUUAUAGAUGCUACUAUACCUUGCUGGUACCUGUCUUUCUGCCUGGAAACAAGGAAGCUGGAAAAGAUCUUCUAUAAAAAUGAUGACGGGCAUGAGCAUCCUUACAUCAUGGCGUGGCCUACUUUUGUUGUCAGUAACAAUGGGAGCCCUUGAAUUGGAAGGUGCUUGUUCAAGUGUGCAACUGGGUAUCAUAACAUAGGAGGAAGAUGAAAAAUAGAACUGGUAAAUUUUGUAUUUAUUGUAGUCUUAAUGUCUUAUCUGAACUAUUAAAUUGUUUUCUGCUUUAUUAUGUUAAUUAUGUUGUGGAUGUGGAAGUAAUCUUCUUAAUGAAUUAUAGAGUAAUUUCAUUGUACCCAGAUGUUGUUUA